AAGGCUUGAAUCCCUUCUUGGUUUCACAGGUGAUUUGGAUUUUACACUGUUCUCUCUGGAAAAUGACCAUCAACAAUUUCUCAAUUGAAUAUGACGCCAUCAACAGCAAAAACAUCUUCACAAAUGGAGAUACCAUAAAUGGAAGAAUCAUCGUGGAGGUUUCUAAGGAAACUAGAAUCAGUUCACUUAUUUUCAUAGCACAAGGAAGAGCUCACGUUCGCUGGAGUGAACAUCACGGGCAACAUCACCAUCAUGUGUACUGGUCUAAUGAGAAAUAUUAUGAUGUCAAACAUCAUAUCCUGAGAGAGGCAAGACAAGAUGGUACUGAAGUCAUUGGUAAAGGAAGACAUGUAUUUCCUUUUUCCUUCAUGAUUCCCGACAGAAAAAUCCCAUCAUCUUUCAAAGCCCCCAUAGGCAAAAUUGUUCACAAAGUGAAGGCGGAACUGAAACAAUCGAUGAAGCUAACGAAAAAGGCCAAAGCUCACUUCACAUUUGUGUCUCGGGCAGACAUGGAUGUUCCAGGACUUAUGGAACCUCAGUAUGGCUGUAAGGACAAAUCUAUCCUAUUUGGCUCUGGAAACAUUUCACUGGACGUUCACACCAAGCAGCUCGGAUACAAGCAAGGUGAGGAUCUCCAAGUCAUUGUUGAAAUCAGAAACUGCUCGACUCGUUCGGUGACGCCCAAAUUCAAACUGCAGGAGAAGAAGAGCUUCUUCGCUCAGGGCCGCCGGAGAGUUUUCACAAAUGACAUCCUUAAGGAGAAGACCACGGCUGUUGCAUCCUCCGACAAAGAGACUGUGACCAAGGUGAUCACCAUCCCCAGGGAACUACCUCCCUCCAUCCUGAACUGCUCCAUCAUCAAGCUGGAGUACAGACUGAAGGUCCAGCUGGAUGUCAAAUGUGCUUUAGACCCAGAGAUCAAACUCCCCAUAGUCGUCCUGCCUGUCUUUGAGGCCCCUGCUACGAUACAACCACCGGCUUCUGCUGUCUUUGGAUUUGAAAAAUUUGGGAGCCCAACCCCAGCACUGCCCUGGAGCAUGACACCAGCACAACAAGCAGCACCCAAUCCUAUGGAUCCUCCACCCGCAUACGGAGCACAUGCGUUGUACCCCCCUGUUCCUGAUUCUGGCAAAUACUGGCAUGCACUGUAAACACGGCACUGUUUUAGCAUUGCACUCUGAAAACGAUGGGGAUUUUUUUUUUUUCAAGUAUCAAUGCCGUACUGUAGAAACAGAGAUAUCAUCUUCUUUAAUCUCUGCAUUCUUCUUCUGUCAAAACCUGGUGCCUACGUUACCCACGAUGCAACUCGACCACAAACAGUCCGGCUGGAGAAUAGGGUGUGUUAUGUUAUAGUGGCUAAUGUACUGAUUUACCUCCUCUGGAGCUCACGUUCGACUUAGUGUCUAAACACUGAACAUUAUUGCCCCACAAACACAGCUUUUAUCCUGGCAGCAAAAAAAAACAAGUCUGAGCUCAACUACUGAGGAGGCAAACUAUUGUAUAUGUAUUGCAUUUAAUAGUACAAGUAUCUUAUAUAUAUAUAUAUAUA
This is a messenger RNA of Chelmon rostratus (copperband butterflyfish), 1549 nucleotides long. RefSeq names its product arrestin domain-containing protein 3-like. Bases 63 to 1151 code for a protein of 362 amino acids. Gene Ontology annotation, cellular component: cytoplasm; plasma membrane. The transcript is spliced from 6 exons. NCBI's taxonomy places the organism in Eukaryota, Metazoa, Chordata, Actinopteri, Chaetodontiformes, Chaetodontidae. The record is from RefSeq and is a predicted model, not a curated record. Gene Ontology annotation, biological process: protein transport.